Molecule: messenger RNA, 1047 nt
Organism: Cyclopterus lumpus (lumpfish)
Lineage: Eukaryota; Metazoa; Chordata; Actinopteri; Perciformes; Cyclopteridae
Gene: sri
Product: sorcin
Exons: 8
Coding region: 254-799 (181 amino acids)
Molecular function (GO): calcium ion binding
Source: RefSeq, a predicted model, not a curated record
CAGGAAAAGGAAACGGGACAUUUGACAGCCUCCCAGAGUCUGGGCGCUUUCACCCGGGUUAUGUUUUCAUUUGGACCCGCCUCGUUGUUCUAGGCUAAUUUAAAAAAGGAAAAGAAAAGAAUUAUCAUCUCAUCUUAUUGUUUCCGUUCCUCUUGUAGACACGCCCCCUCUGGAGUGAAAGAGGCGCUACAUUACGCUACAUUGCGCUACAUUUGGUUACACUCGUUUCUCCGGUGUUGUGGUGUAUUCAGUGAUGGCCUUUCCCGGAUACGGCGCUGCCCCCGGUGGAGUCGCGCAGGACCCUCUCUACGGAUACUUUUCAGCUGUAGCUGGACAGGAUGGACAGAUCUCAGCAGACGAGCUGCAGCGCUGCCUCACGCAGUCCGGCAUCUCGGGCACGUACAAACCCUUCAGCAUGGAGACCUGCAGACUGAUGGUCAGCAUGCUGGAUAGGGACCAUUCCAACAGCAUGGGCUUCAACGAGUUCAAGGAGCUCUGGCAGGCCCUGAACGGCUGGAAGUCCACCUUCAUGUCCUACGACCAGGACCGCAGUGGGACGGUGGAGGGCCCGGAGCUGCAGCACGCCUUCACCUCCAUGGGUUUUAAUCUGAGCCCUCAGGCCAUGAACAUCAUCAUGAACCGCCACAGCUUCAACGGCAGGAUCGGGUUCGACGACUUCGUGGGCUGUUGCACAAAACUCCGUGCCCUGACUGAUCAGUUCCAAAGAAGAGACACGAGCCGAACUGGCACGGCUUCAUUUCAUUAUGAUGAUUUUAUCCAGGUCACCAUGAGCAUAUGAAGAGGAAUGGACUAAUCAGCGGGGACACGCCGGCCCUUUAAAAUCUUCUCAUAGAAUAACAGCAUGUAUACUUCCAAUGUGUAUUUUUUUUAUUGCUAAAUCCUUGUUGUAAAAAAACGGAUUUAAAUGUCACAUUCCAUUUUACGGUGAACUUUAAUGUGUAUCGUAACAAACCAACACAACUAUAAUAACCUCUGUAUUGGCCCAUAGAGCUGCAUGUCUGAAACAAAUAAAGCUUUUGAUGGAUA